GUUUUGGUUUGGAUAGCAGGAACGGGGAGCAGAUGGGGUAACUUUAGAAGAAUUCCUCAGUCACCUCUGUGUUUCAUCUCCUGAAGUAGGAAGAUGGAGGAAACUUGCCCAGAGCAGAUUUACCUGGGCAAGGUCACUCAGGUCAUUGACCCCAGCAAUUUCUGGAUGCAGAUUGGUACAGAUGAGAGUUUGGCCGAGUUUCUACAGUUUGAGAUAAACCUUGAGGAUUCCUGCCGCACCAUGGGGAUCAGUAUAGAUAAUGUAGAAGAUAUUGGGAUGGGCCAGCUGGUCCUGGUCGACUGCACAGACACGGACAGGAUGUGGAGGCGGGGCCAAGUAUCCCGUGUGGACAGCGACAGUGAAGCAGUGGAUGUACAUUACAUUGACUACGGCGACACGGAGCUCGUCAACAUAGACCGACUCUGUGUAAACCAGGAGGACUUCUUCUCCUACCCAUCCCAGGCCCUGCGAUGUUGUCUGGCUGGCAUCAGACCUAUUGCCAAAAGCUGGACAAGCAGGGCCACAAAGGUGUUCCAGGAAAUGGUGUCCAAUGACAUAUUUCAGACUGUGGUUUUAGCAUUCGAACCAGCAAGCUUCAGAGUCAGUCUUUACACAAACCAUGGCGACGAUGGAAUUGCGGUGUCCCACCUGAUGCUGGAGCAGGAACUCGGACUGCCAUCGGAUGACGAAGUGCAAAGGUUGUUUGCUGACGCUCCCAAACAUUUCAACCCUGACACAUCAUACACGCCAGCAGACUACUCCAUUUGGGGGACACCUGUGAUUGGGGAGGAGCCCAAAGAAGAAGGGGCAUGGCCCGAUUCUGCUCCUGACCAAUCAAGUAGCUCUGAUUCUCCACCUUCUGCCUCCUCCUAUGCCACCCCCAUAGCAGGGGGAGACAACACUGAUAAUGAGUCGGAACCAAAAAUCCAGAGCCAUGACAGUGAGGACGAGGAAGGCAGUGACAGUGAAGGGGAAAGUCGCACACCCGCACAGAUGAUUCCUGAGUUUGACUUUGCAAGGAUAGAGAAAUACUGGGACACUUCCACUGAUAAACUGCAUGAGAAGAUCCAGAUAAAGAGGCACAAUGAGCUGGAGGCGGAGAACAUGAAGCUGAAGGAGGAUAUGGAGGAGCAGUCAGCUCUAACAGCUGUAGCAGGAAGUGGGCGUUUCUCCAUCCUAACCUACAGCAGUGACGAGGAAGGUGAUUUACCCAUCCAUGAUGGAAAGUUUGUGGAUGAUAAGUUUAUUAGUGACAUCUACAACACAAACACCAACAGUGUACCGGAGGACAGCGAAAAACCAGACAAAGAGAAUGAACCACCACCAAUUAUGUUAGAAGGCAAGAAGAAAAAGUGGAAAACAAACGCAGUUCCACCAAGAUUUCAAAAAAAUGAUGUAGAUAAAUCUCCCAAAAAAAGUCGACAUGUUCCCCCUCCUCCCGGGUUUAGUGAGAGCUCUGUGAAGACUGAAAGUGAGGAGAUUUACCCUAAUGCCCUAGAGUAUACUGCUGUGCACUGGAGUGGUGCAGGAGGUGGUCAGGUACUCGGUGCCGGAGAAACAGUGUCAAAUUACCUGGUACCGCAAAGUCACCACAAGGAGAAACCUUUUGUGCCUGCGCCUAAGAAGCUUGGCGUGAGUGAUGAGGUCAGUGCGUCGUGGGUGGAGGAUGUGGAGAUCCUUGGUGACAAUGAUGGGGAAGUUGUACACAUGGACAGGAUUGCUGCGCUAGAACAGACCAGUCCAUCAAAAAUUGAUUUCUACAGAGUAGUCAACCAGAUAUUUGCUGGUGUAAACAAGGAAGAUUACGAUGUGACUGCUGCAAAGCUGAGGAAGCUGUUUUCUACAGACCUGUUUGUAUACCUGGACACUGACCAGCUUCAAGGUGUCAUCAACAUCCUGUUGAACAGGGCUGUGAGGCAUUACGGAGAACUACACGACUGUCUGUUAGAAAUCAUAGAGCUGCUGAAUGUGGCGCAGGACUUUACUGAGUGCAUCGUCGACGGGAUAAAGAAGCUGCAUGAUAUGUUCAUCACGGUGACAACAAAGGGAAGGCAACUUCAUAUGCAGUGCAGCAAGCUGUAUGGGCACCUCUUCAGUCUGAGUCUGUUCUGGGACGACAGCGCCAGUUCCGUACAGAAAUGCAUUUUGGAUUCGGUGGAGCGAUGGAUGUAUUUCAACAAAAAGGGAACACAAACGGGUCAGGAAGACCUGGAACAGAUCUACCUCAGCAGCUUCAAGACAAUCUGGGUGAUCAUCGCAGACAUACUGAAGGACAGAUUCACAGACCGAUAUGACAAUAUUCAGUGGGAAUGUCGGGACAAGCUUUUUGGUGCAAAUAUUCCCAGGUCCACAAAGGAACAGUUGCUUGACCUGUACAUCAACUGUUUUGUGGUGCCAUCGGAGAAGGUCACUGUGGCUGUAGGAUGUCAGACAGAUCCCAAACAGAAAGUACAGACAUCCAGCACAGACCAGGAACACCAAGCACUCCAGACACCCAGUGAAAGUCCAAAAGCGCCGCGACACCGAGGGAGUGAAAGUUCUAAAGCGCCGCGACACCGAGGCUGUGAAAGUCCUAAAGCGCCGCGACACCGAGGGAGUGAAAGUCCUAAAGCACCGCGACACCGAGGGAGUGAUAACUCCUUUUCACUCCUGACUCCUAGUUCUUUUGCUGCUGCAUCAAAUAAUAGUAUGUCAACAGUACCAGGAUAUACCACUCCUCCACGGCCAUCAACAGGAGUUAUCUCCCCUAGCUGUUCGACAGCUCUCACUCCUCUGUCUCACAUCUCCGCGGACAGCAGUGCCUACUUCACACCCGACGAAUCACCAAUUUGUGCCGAUUUCCCUCCCCUUGUUCAUUGUGUGACUGGAGAUGGUGGUAUGAAAGAGAAGAAAACAUGGGUAGACCAGGUUGGAUCACAGCCUGUUGUUGAAAAUGUGCCCAGAAACGACUCUAACAUGUCAGAGAGGGACUAUGCAAGUCCCAAAGGAGCAGAGAGCCGGACAGUUCACGGGUCACCUGGGGAAUCUUGUGACAAGGUAAUACAGAGGGCAGAAGUCAAAUCACCAGACAAAAAGUCUAAGGUGUCGCCACCAAAUACAAAAAAGUCUGUGUCCACUCUUAGUAAGGAUGGUCAACCUCAAAAGACGAAUGCAAAAAAGGUAGUGAAAGAAACGGCAAAGGCGGUACAGGAUACUGCCAAGUCCAAACAUAAAGAGGGACAUCACAAAAAAGGGUCAUUUCCACUGUUAAGGUAUGGAUUAGCCACAAGUGUCCAAAACACCCAUAAACCAACUGGUGACUUAGACACUUCUGAGGCCACACUUUCAUCACACCAUAACUUACAGAAAAAGUUAGACAUGAACUCGAUCAUGAUGGACUUGAUGACCAGUUCUGAUAACACUCGCAACAGUGCAUUGACAAGUGACGCAAAAGCAACACAGGGUUCCAGGAAGAAGAAGAAAAGUGAUAAAAAAUCUGAUCCUAAAAACAAUAACCGGGUAGAUUGGUGGUCCAUGGAUGUGGAUGGUUCCAAUGGCGAGGGUCACGAUCAAGAAGUUGAUCUAGGAUGGUCGGCUCACAGUUCUGACGACUGUGAAGUGUUGUUAAAUGGUGUUAAGCCUCCGAUUACAGCUAAAACAAACUCAACCGCUGCUUUCAAAGCGGAAAAGUCAUCCGGGAAUUCCACAACUCAGGAGGAUGAUGGUGACGUAGAAUGGGAGACGGACAACAGCGAUAAUGAUGAUGCAUUGGUCGCUGCCAUUUUGAAACGUGAUUUAGGAAAUUCUAGGCCAGCUAUAAAGCAACCCUUAAAACACGAGCAGCCAUGUUGGCGACCGGGAGUUAGGAAAUGUACAGGUUGUGGUGACGAUUCACACACGAUCUAUGAAUGUCCUCACAAACACAAAAAUGCCUUCUUCUAGUGGUAGCUCGGACCAAAUUUUCGCAUUUGGUUUAAAUUGUUAUUGUGGCGUACACAAGAGAAACCCUGUCAAUCCAAACUUGUGUGGAAAAGGCGUUUAAUCUGAAUAACCAAAGAUUUCACAAAGGUGUUAUGUUAAAUCAGAUUUCGCAGGUGUUUUUUAAAUUUAAGUCUAGAUUCAAAAAAUGUAUUUGUCCAAGGUACAUUGUAGUAAGUACUAGUAUCUCUUUGGUGCCAUAUCUGUGUGUAAUAGUUAUUAAAAUUUCAUGUAUUGCAGGAAAAAUCUGUCCUGAACAAAACGAUGUUGUUGGAUUGCUGCAACUCCUUUAAAAAUUUGUAGAGAAUCUGUGUCAAGAUUAGAGAAUCCACGGUUCAAAUCCUGGUCUGUCCUGUUGCAUUUUUCAAGUCCUGUUUCAUUGAUACGAGUUUAUUUUGUUUUCAAAAUGUGCCUUAUAAUAAUUAACUGUAACUAAAUAAAACAAACUCUGUUUAGGAGAAGUAAAACAGUUUUAACCCUUUCUCCACUGUACACCAUAAUGGACUCGUCCAGAACAAUGCACGGUCGAGUUUAUUGAAGUUACAUAGGGUUGAAAGGGUUAAACACACUUGAUCCAUUUUGGUACGUUUCCUUAGCAACGUUUCUCGCAGGUUCCCAUGCCAUCUCCUGGAGUGUGGAGCUAAAAUGUGCGGAGUUCAAUUUUUUCCAGUUUCAUAAUCAGUUGGUUACAACAUUAUUUGAUAAAUUCACAUAUAACAAUAUUAUCUUCAACAUCUUGAUUAUUAAAUUGAAUUUACACUUGCAUUGUCCUCAAUAUGAGCAUUAAAUUUGUUAAUUGGUGAAGAUUUUUUUCCUGCACAUAUGUAUAUGUAUUUGUUACUGCAAUAUGUCAAAAUUCUACUUUUUAGUGUAUUUUCCGGACUUCAGACAUGUGACACUAAUGUGUAAAGAAUUGACUAACAGUUUUCACCUUUACUUUUUGAUGAUUUUUUUAAGAAACCAAAGUGGAUCUCGACUAUUAAGACUCGUUGUCAAAGUUUGAGUAAAUUGAGAUCAGUUUUCCUUUUCUACCAGGUAUACCAGGGAUUUU
Mizuhopecten yessoensis (Yesso scallop) is the source of this 5008-nucleotide messenger RNA. RefSeq lists its product as uncharacterized. The coding region runs from base 94 to 3921 and encodes 1275 amino acids. NCBI's taxonomy places the organism in Eukaryota, Metazoa, Mollusca, Bivalvia, Pectinida, Pectinidae. The transcript is spliced from 19 exons. The record is from RefSeq and is a predicted model, not a curated record.